UUUACAUUUAAAUUUUUAUUGAAAUAUAAUUUUCUUUUCGAGCUCAGAUCAACUAAGCCUAUCCAGCUGGACAGAUUGUUCGAGCUAUGGACAACUUUAUAUUAGAUCAAUAAUAAACCCAAAGAACGCUUUGGGCCCCAAAAUUGUGGACACACCGGGCUUACACGUGAAAUAGCUGCACUCUUUCGGCCCUCCUUUGUAGCCGAAAAAACCAUUAGCAGCAUCAACAUUUCUCAUUUUCUUCUUCUUUUUGUUACCCAAAUGCUCCUUUCAUGUCGAUUCUGAUCGGGUCCCAACCCUUUCAAACCCAUCUGAUAUGCAUUUGUGUCUGAUAUGUAUCACGCUCUGGGCACGACCCGCCUAAUAUACCGUGCCCGCAUCUCAAGAUUCGUUAAAACUGGCCUCAUCGACCAAGCCGUCCACCUGUUCGACGAAAUGACUCAAUCAGAUUGCCGAGUCUUUGGCAUCGACUACAACCGAUUCAUCGGCGUCCUUAUUCGUCAUUCCCGUUUCGACUUAGCUGAACGCUACUACUUCCAAAUGUUCCCUCAGGGUUUCUCUCUGACCCCAUUUACUUACUCUCGAUUUAUCUCUGGUUUAUGCACUGUCAAAAACUUUAGUCUCAUUGAGCUUCUUUUAGAUGAUAUGGAUAAAUUGAAUUAUGUUCCUGAUAUUUGGGCGUUUAACAUUUAUUUGAAUCUUUUGUUUAAAGAGAAAAAGGUAGAGUUAGCUUUAGAGGUUUUUUAUAGCAUAGUUGAGAAAGGGAGAGACCCGGAUGUUGUAACGUAUACGAUAAUGAUUGAUGGGAUGUGUGAAGCUGGGAAGCUUGAUAAUGCUGUUGAGUUUUGGAAGGAAAUGGUGGGGAAAGGUUUAAAACCAGAUAAGAAAGCCUGUUGUGCGCUUGUCAUUUGGUUGUGCGAAGGUGGGAAGGUUGAUUUGGCGUAUGAGCUUAUUAUUGAGGUGAUUAAGGGUGGAGAUGUAGAGUUUAGUUCAUUGCUCUUUAAUGCACUGAUUAAUGGGUUUUGUAAAAUGAGGAGAAUCGAUAAGGCGCAGGCAAUAAAGUCGUUUAUGACAAAAAAUGGGUGUCAGCCGGAUUUGGUUACUUAUAAUAUUUUGUUGAAUUAUUGUUGUAAUGAGCUUAUGUUGGAGAAGGCAGAGAAGUUGAUGAAGAAGAUGGAGAGGAACAGGAUGGGACCUGAUGUUUAUAGUUAUAACCAGAUGAUUAAGGGGCUUUGUAAUGCUGAUCGGUUGGAUAAAGCAUACUUCUUGAUGGUUAAUAAGAUGGAGCCGAAUGGGUUGGCUGAUGCUGUUUCUUAUAAUACCAUUAUCAAAGCAUUUUGCAAAGGUGGUCAUGUUCGAAAAGCUUACAAACUUUUUGAGGAAAUGAGUAGGAAGGGGAUUUCACCUGAUGUUGCGACGUACACAACUCUUAUAAAAGCUUUUCUUAAUGAAGGUAGUUCCGAUGUAGCUAAAGCACUUAUCGAUCAUAUGUCAGGGAUGCGUCUGUUGCCUGAUCAGAUUUUCUAUACUACGAUUAUUGACCACCUAUGCAAAAGUGGGAAAGUUGAAAGAGCUUGUGGAAUUUUUAAUGACAUGAUAAUGCAGGGAGUUAACCCUGAUGUGAUUUCAUACAAUGCCCUCAUCAAUGGGUUUUGCAAGUCUAACAGAGUAAAUGAAGCUUUACAUCUAUACGAGGAAAUGCAGACUAAAGGGCUCUCUCCUGACGAAACAACUUACAAAUUGAUAAUUGGAGGGCUUGUACUGGAAAAGAAACUUGCUAAGGCUUGCACAGUAUGGGAUCAAAUGAUGGAGAAGGGUUUUACUCUUGACGGAGCUCUUUCAGAGACACUGAUCAAUGCUAUCCAAUCAACAGACUCUGCAUAAAGGUGAACUAUUUGUUUUGGACCUUUGGUAUUGAAUAGCCAUAUGGAUGGAUUGUUUGCUGCUCUUCUUAUGAUCCUUUAUUCUUGCCACUGUUUUGCCCUUUCUGCAGACUCUUAGAAAAUAAAUCUCAGGGGAGCUUCGCCAUGCUAUGCUUAGACCGGGUGAUUCCAAGCGCUGUGGGCAAAAAACCGUACGUUGCUCUCAAAUCGAUAAAUACUUUCUUCAUGUUUAUG
Gossypium arboreum is the source of this 2117-nucleotide messenger RNA. Its product is annotated as pentatricopeptide repeat-containing protein At1g13040, mitochondrial. The record is from RefSeq and is a predicted model, not a curated record. Bases 334 to 1884 code for a protein of 516 amino acids. Gene Ontology annotation, molecular function: protein binding. Lineage: Eukaryota; Viridiplantae; Streptophyta; Magnoliopsida; Malvales; Malvaceae. The transcript is spliced from 3 exons.